UCAUCCCUCACAGCCAACACAGCCGGCGUGGUCGGGGUGGCGAUGGUGGGACGGUUCCUCAUCACCAUAGCCAUGAACUCGGGCCAACAGUACCCGGUGGAGGUGCUGCCUACGGUGGCCCGGGGCUCAGGAGUCUCCACCAUACACACCCUAGGCUUCCUCACAUUCUUCGCGUCACCUUAUGUUGUCUACCUGGCCAAGUAUGGAUAUUACCUGCCCUACGUUAUCCUGGGUAUCGUGAGUGUGGCCGGAGGACUUGUGUGUAUUGUGCUCCCUGAGACGCUGGACCAAAUCCUUCCCGACACCUUAGAGGAUGGGGAGACCUUCUUAACUAACCAGAGUCUCUGUUACAACCCCUGUGCCAGAAAACGGUCUGAAUCCAAGGAGAUUUUAUCCAAGUAACUCUCCAAACAAUCAUCGAAGUGUGGAUAAAAGUUAAAAUUACACAUGUUUAAAAGCAAUCAGCGGAACAAGCAAACCUUGGCAAACAGGAUAUAGAUGAUUAAAUUUUAAUAAUGUGUUCAAUAUUUUGAGGCAUGUGUUACAUGUUUCCUCCAGGUGUGUGUUACACUGUUCUCCAGGUGUGUGUUCAUGUGUCCUCCAGGUGUGUGUUACAUGUGUCCUCCAGGUGUGUGUUACACUGUCCUCCAGGUGUGUGUUACACUGUCCUCCAGGUGUGUGUUCAUGUGUCCUCCAGGUGUGUGUUACACUGUCCUCCAGGUGUGUGUUUAUGUGUCCUCCAGGUGUGUGUUACAUGUGUCUUCCAGGUGUGUGUUACAUGUGUCCUCCAGGUGUGUUACACUGUCCUCCAGGUGUGUGUUACAUGUGUCCUCCAGGUGUGUGUUACAUGUGUCCUCCAGGUGCGUGUUACACUUUCCUCCAGGUGUGUGUUACAUGUGUCCUCCAGGUGUGUUACACUGUCCUCCAGGUGUGUGUUACAUGUGUCCUCCAGGUGUGUGUUACAUGUGUCCUCCAGGUGUGUGUUACACUGUCCUCCAGGUGUGUUUUACAUGUGUCCUCCAGGUGAGUGUAACACUGUCCUCCAGGUGUGUGUAACACUGUCCUCCAGGUGCGUGUAACACUGUCCUCCAGGUGUGUGUAACACUGUCCUCCAGGUGUGUGUUCAUGUGUCCUCCAGGUGUGUGUUACGCUGUCCUCCAGGUCUGUUGUAUCUUCAGUGUUCAGAAGAAUAAUGUCCCAACUGUUUGUAACCCUGGAGAUCAAAAGGAGUAGAUGCCCCCACUGUUGGUAACCGUGGAGAUCAACAGGAGUAGAUAUAUCCACUAUUGGUAUCCCUGGAGAUCAACAGGAGUAGAUGUAUCCACUCUUGGUAACCCUUCAGAUCAACAGAAGUAGAUAUCCCUACUGUUUGUAACCCUGGAAAUCAACAGGAGUAGAUGUAUCCACUAUUGGUUACCCUUCAGAUCAACAGAAGUAGAUAUCCUUACUGUUGGUAACCCUGGAGAUCAACAGGAGUAGAUGUACCCAGUGUUGGUUAACCUUCAGAGCAACAGGAGUAGAUGUUCCCACUGUUGGUAACCCUUGAGAUCAACAGGAAUAGACCGGAAUACACGCUGUUGUCUGGCUCAGAGUGACAUCCCGUUCGGCCCUGGGGACGAGGAACCAAGCAAGCAUAUAUAACGAUAAAUAAAUUAAAUAUCUCCAGUAAUUUGCAUUUCUUUCAGCAUUUUUGUAAUGUUUACCUUAAAACCCGUUUAUCACAACUAUCGAGAUUUUAAUAUUUUCUGGUUUGUACAUUUAUUUUUUUUGCUCAUUUUUUUUUAAAGAAGAUUAAUAAUAGUAAAUCGUACAGAUUGCU
Messenger RNA from Procambarus clarkii (red swamp crayfish), 1819 nucleotides. NCBI's taxonomy places the organism in Eukaryota, Metazoa, Arthropoda, Malacostraca, Decapoda, Cambaridae. The record is from RefSeq and is a predicted model, not a curated record.